GAAUGUCAAUAUGGCGGCGCCCAUCCUGAGAGGCAUGAGAGGUCAGGGCUGGGGUUUGUGCAGUGUCGGAUACCACCAGAUGUUCCGGAGAGAGAUCAGUUUCAAAUUAGAUGAGAAAACAGCCCACAGCAGCUUGGAUUUAUUCAAAAAGGACACUGCUGUCCUCUAUCGCAUGCUGGGGAUUGACCCCACCAGAGUGCCUCGAAACCCUGAACGCUUCAGAGACUGGGCUGUAGUUUUGGGUGAUACCACCAUCUCCAGGGGCUGCCAUUAUUGGGAAGUGACGGUGAAACGAUCACAACAGUUCCGCAUUGGGGUGGCAGAUGUGGACAUCUCCCGGGAGGUCUGCAUAGGAAUGGAUGACAAUUCCUGGGUCUUUGCCUAUGGGAAUCGUUGCUGGAAUGCCAUGUUUGCUAAUGAAACCACUCCAAUCACUAACAUUGGCCAAUCGGAAAGAGUUGGUCUGUUCUUGGACUAUGACCGCAAAAGAUUCAGCUUGGUAGAUAUACGACAACACAUGUUCAUCCACAAUAUGUCGCCAGAGUUCCGAGGUCCCGUGGUGCCUGCCUUUGCUCUCUGGGAUGGUGAACUGCUCACCCACUCAGGCCUGGAUGUACCUGAGAAGCUCAAGCAAAGUUGAAAUCUAUUCAAGAGUGUUGAUACAGAGAUUUUUUUUCUUGGAAGAGCAAGUUCUGCCAAAAUGCUAUUGCCAUAUUACAAUCCAGAGAUUUUCAGGUUUUCAUAAUCUGACCCGCUCUCCUUAUAGGAAAUACCAUAUCUCUUCCUAGCAGAUUGAAAUAUAUUUCAUUUUGCCAUGUCGUAAGAUUUGACUCAGUAAUGGACCAUCGCAUUUAGACCAUCUUGUUUUCUUGCCUUUUUGAGUGAAAUUUGCCAUCCUUUACAAACUAUGCCACAUUGAUCUUGCACUGCUAUUUUGGUUUUGCCAGGAAAAGAUUUUCUUAGGGUUGCUUGAAAAAAAAUGAGCUUUUUAAAAGCAGCUAAUUAUCUGUGUGAUCAGCUGCACCAUUUGAUACCUUACCUUUAUGCCUUUUAAUUAUAUAAAAUAUCCUUUUCCUGUUAGAAGUAUGUGCUCAAGCUUUCAAAUAUUUGAAGAGAUUUCCAUUUUGAUGAGAACAGCGAUUUUUAACACAAAUGAACUAUUGCCUCCUACUGGUGUGGUGGGAAGGCAAAUUAGCUUGGAACUAAGCAGAUGGCAUCUCAUGACUAGUGGAAAUCCAACUCUCCUGAAUUCAUAAACAAUAUGGUGCACAAAUUAAUGUUAUAGGAAUUACUUUAUUAAUACCAGCCCCAGAUCAUCCUGUAACUAGAUUGGUUGAAGGAACAGGAAUCAACCCAAUAUACAUCUGCAGAUACAUAUAUUCAUGAAAAAGGAAUGAUAAAGAAUUUGCCACAGUUUUAUUACAAUCACCAUAGUUAAAAUUAGCUGAAAUCAACAGAUAUUUAAACAGUGUUUUCUUUUUCUUGGUGUUGGAUGUAGCAAGAGCAGUUCUGUAUGCUCUGUUGACCGUAUUGUAAUAAGUAAAAAUAAAAGCAUCUAAAACAAA
Protobothrops mucrosquamatus (brown spotted pit viper) is the source of this 1565-nucleotide messenger RNA. RefSeq names its product SPRY domain containing 4 (gene SPRYD4). NCBI's taxonomy places the organism in Eukaryota, Metazoa, Chordata, Lepidosauria, Squamata, Viperidae. Gene Ontology annotation, molecular function: protein binding. The transcript is spliced from 2 exons. The coding region runs from base 11 to 640 and encodes 209 amino acids. The record is from RefSeq and is a predicted model, not a curated record.